AGUGUUCUCGACUUUGAAUCCGCCCUAAGCGCUUCAAUGGGCGCCGGCAAGCCGGUGAAAUCGGCGAUGUCAAAGGCGGCACCAGUGCAGCCAAGCAGCUCAGAGCCCUCCUUUGAGGAGUUGAGCCAGAUUAUCAGCAGCCUUAAGCCGCAACAGCAAUCUGUGCUAGCUGGUCUGCUAGGGACUGCUAUUGGUGACGCUGUAGGGCUACCUUUUGAGUUGCAUGCACAUGCAAAAAAUCGGAAAUCUCUGGAUGUGCAGCAAAGCUUUACCAAUCCACAAGGCUUUUUGGAAGACGUGCUGACUUUGAUGAGAUCCCGACUUCAACGGUCAGGAGGAACGCCAUUUGGCCGUACCUUUUCAGAUGACACCGUUUGUACAGACUUGAAGAUGCAGGUUGUCGCACAGGUUUGCCUGAGUGGUGUGGAAAGGAUCUCAGAAGAUACAGUCUUCGAGGCCUUACUGCAGCAGUAUUUGGCGUGGGCAAACAAUGCUGAAGGCAACCUCUUUCAGGGAUUUGGCGGGUUUACGAAAGAUUUGCUGAAGCCAUCGCGGGAGAACCGCUUGGGCAGAUUGACUAGCAUUUGGAAGCCAAACACCAACUAUUUGCCCUCAGAGGAGUACAAACAGUUUGCCCAGGAGUAUUUUGCGGGGGUUGGCGGCGUUCCUUCCUGGGGGAAUGGAGCGGUGAUGAGCAUGACGCCACAGGUGCACAUGCAGCUGCAGGGCGCAGGACGAGCUGCUCAAAAGCUGUCCGCCACACACUUGGAGGCCUCAGCAUUGUUGGCAACUGACAUCCUGGUUGAGCUACUGAGUGCGAUCCACACAAAGAAGCUCCAGAAGACCAAGGACAUGAACCAGGUACUCAAGCUCAAUUCUUGGCAGCAAUUGCCUGCCCGUUUGGUGACACAGGACAGCUAUGUGUACCCGAUUGCAGCUUUUGAGGAGUUUCUGAGGAAUGGUGAUUGUAAGCCCGAAACGGCCAAUGCCUACCUACAGGAUUCAAUCACCAGGUCUGGCAAUUCGCUUUGGGAAGGUGACCUCGUGACCAUGCAAGGCCCCUUUGGAUGCUUCGGAGAAAUGUUACGCAUUGCUUCGAAUUAUGAUGACGACCACCAUGGCGUGCGACUGACGGUGGAAAACCAACCUGAAGUCCUGGUGCGCUUCAGCCAGAGGGCGUUGAACACAGUCAUUAUUGGCAUUUGGUGUGCCACAGCAUCCCAAUCUUGCGUUGAAUGGCUGCAGCGGAUGCUGUACGUCGGUGGCGACACCGAUACUGUUGGUGCAGUCGCAGGUCAGAUCGCUUGUCCGCUCCUGGAUUUGAACGACGUUGUGACGGUCUACCAGGACUGCGUGGCCCUGGAUGCGGCACCUGUCAAUGCAGCGGCCGCGCGGCGCUUUGCUUACCGGUCAUGUCUCUUCGUGGCUAACAACUGGACUCCACUGCAGCACUGCCCGCGCUUGGUGGAUCCAAGCUACGAAGGCAUCACCACGGAGGAUGGCAUGCGCCUCAGAGGCCACUUCCGGACGCCCUGCAAAUUUGGAGGCAAGUGUCGCGACCAAAAGAAGGGCCACCGAGCACAGUAUGCACAUCCAACCGAUUCUGAUUGGCAGCGGCUACCCUGUCGCUAUGGCCGAACAUGCCGAGACCAAUCUGAAGGACACAAGCUCGAGUACGCACACCCUGCUGAUCAAGAUUGGGAGACCUUGGCCAUGUUGACUGGACGCAGCAACCAGCACAUCUAACAGGCUUCAUCCUGUGAGAAUCUGUAAGUCACAGGUAGCAGCAAAUGAUGGCCUCAUGGGUUUCUCCACGAAGGUGUGAGAUCGCCAGGGGACCAACUGUGGGAAGUGUUGCGGCAGUCCUGGUUGGAAAUCCGUU
Messenger RNA from Cladocopium goreaui, 1882 nucleotides. The record is from the annotation of a GenBank genome assembly. NCBI's taxonomy places the organism in Eukaryota, Dinophyceae, Suessiales, Symbiodiniaceae.